CUGACACUUAAACCUGCUUUGUUAGAUUAAAUGUGGGGCGUGCAUGUGUGUGGUUGAUGUCGCAGGGAGAAUUUAUGGCUCUUCCCGUAUCUGGUUAUUAGUAAGCUCAUCUGCAAAGCAGGAACAAUCUCAGGCAAAGCUGUUAGUUGUGUGUGCGGGCUGGGGAACUGGCAGGUUUCUCCCUAUGUGUCAUUGGCGAAUCAGCCCUAGAAAUGAGUUUGCUGCUUGAGAGUUUCUGUUUCAGAGGCUGUCCCCAAAAGGGGCGCAGGAGAGCAAAAGAUGGGGUUUCUAGGUGGCAUUACAUGGGCUCAGAAUUAAUCCACAUGCUUUGGAGGAAACAUGUGAGAGGGUGUCAGAAAACUUUCCCACAACUUGAUAUAAAAGACUCGGAGCUCAACAGCUGCUGUUCUGUACAAAAGAAGUGAGCCUAUUCAAGGGCAGUACAAUGGGGGAGGAAAAGCAGAUCUUGGAAGAGGUCACUUAAGCCUUACCUGGUUUUAAGAAUAACUGAAUUAGAGAGUGAUGGCUAAGUGCAUGCGUGUGUAUUCACUUUCAUAUACAUUACACACAGUUUUAUACCACAUUCCAUGGCAGGAUCCCCAAACUUUUAACAAAUAUAAACUGAGCCUUAUAAGACUAGUGAGAGAAGGGAAUAUUAUAAUCCCCUUGUCACAGAUAGGAACACUGAAGCACAGAGAAGUGAAGUGACCUGAUUAAGUUCACACAGUGAAUCUGGAACAAAUUUGGGAACAGAACCCUGUGCUUCAGCAGCCUGGCUCCAUGCUUUAACUCUACCCUUGUAAUGUAACUAAUUGGAAUGGAAGACACGUACUGUUUUUUAUCAGGCUGACUCCAUGCAAUUCUAAACAUACAGAUGGUGCAGAAAUCAAUCUGCUUCCAUUUGAUACUCAGCUUAUCUUUGUGUAAGUUAAUUUAAUGCUCAGAAAAGUGAGCAAGGACUCCUUGCUAGUCAAGCAGGCAGAAUGUAGUCAGGCGUAGUACAAUUUAUUAUUAUUUAUUAUUGUAUUUUAUUUAUUUAUUUAUUUAUUUUAUUUGGAAACACGCAGCUCUAAGAAUACAUCUUAAUAUCCUAAAGAGCAGCAUUUGUUGCUAAUGUAUCUCUAGAGCAGAGACUGCUAGGAAGAUAAAUUCUAGUAUGGAUUGUAGCCUAGAGAAGGAGAAUGGGAAUCAGGACUCCUGGCUUCUAUUUCUAGUUGUGUUUCUGACUUGCUGCAUGACUUUGCUCUGUGCCUCAGUUUCCCCAUUGGUAAAAUGGGGAUAAUCACACUAAAACCUAAAUUAAUGUUCAUUAUAUGUUUUGAGAUUCUUAGAUGAAGGUAAUGCAUAAAUGCAGAAGUAUUACAUAUAUUCAGCACCCACUAAGAUUUCCCCCUUUUACCUCUGGAUUUUUUCUCAUAUUUAAGAACAGAUAAAGUAUUAUUGUGACUAUUUUUCCCAUAUGGGGAAGUUGAGAUGAUCAGAAGUGAAGUGCCUAAGAUCACUCAGGACAUCUGAGAACAGAACUCAAAUCUCCUUCCUCCCAGUCCUCUGCUUAACCACAAGACUGUCCAAAUAACAACACUCUGUAUAGAUGUGUGUACCCACAAUGAAGUGCAUUGCUUAUCCUGAGCCAGACCAUGGAGUACACGCUCUGUUUUGAGUCAGGCAACACUUGCAUUGAUGUCAACUGAGGAGGAACUUCAGAAUCUGGCUCAUUGUUAUUAAAACAAACCCACAGAAAACAACAACCCUUGUUUUAAAUUAGCAAAAUAAAGUCUAUAGUUUAUUUUCAGCAACUAGUGAACCCAGCGAUCUCCGAGCAAGUGUGCUGCUUGCCUUCAUCAGUGUGUCUGUGUGUGUGUGUGCGCGCCCAAAGUGUGUGCCUGGGUGUGUAGGUUUUCAAAAAAGAUACAAUCCCAUGUUUUCCUCUGCACAGAUUAGCUUCUUUCCCGCCAUCGGCAACUGGCCCCCACAUUCACCAUUGUAUGUGAACUGAAUAUUGUGUGUGCCCGGAAAGCUAUUGAUCUGCAGCAUCAGUCAGCAGCCUUUUCUCACUGAGGGCCAGCUCUUUCCCAGCUUCUAACAUGUAAUUUGGAUCCCAGUCUUUCACGUACCACACACUCCCCACCUGCUCAUCUGGGAGAAGGUCAUUAUCCCCCAGCUAUUCACUGGCGAUGGAGCAUGCCAGAAUAGAUGCUUCUUCUAUUGUCCUGCUUAUCUCUGAUUGGCUCUGGAGUGUGGGAAACUCAACCAAGUCAGAGACCCACAGAUUCUCAACAAGGUUGUGCAGUAUAAAUAUAGGGCAGAGUCAGCUUCCAGCAGCACAAUUCCACAGGACUUCAGCACAACUGAGAUCUGCCUCCUUAGCUCAGGACAGAUGGCCCCCAGCACUGUCUUUAUGGAGCACAACAACCUGCUGACACCAAAAGAGAAAAACAAACUGAGAAAGCCGGUGGUGGAGAAAAUGCGCCGGGACCGGAUUAACAGCAGCAUUGAGCAGCUGAAACUCCUGCUGGAGAAGGAGUUCCAGAGACAUCAGCCCAACUCCAAGCUGGAGAAAGCCGACAUCCUGGAGAUGACUGUCAGCUACCUGAAACAGCAGAGCCAGUUGCAGAUAAAGACUGCAGGAUCCAUCAAUAAAAACUCUCAGUUUGACUUCAAGGAAGGCUACUCCCGGUGCCUGCAGGAGGCUUUUCAUUUCCUGUCUCUCCAUAAAGUUCAAACAGAAACACAGAGCAAGCUCUUGAAUCACUUCCAGAAGAGCCAGUUGGCUGCACCAGAGGUCAUCUGCUCCCCUUCCACCCAGAACACCCCAAAGCAAGCAUCCCUGAAGAACGUCAAUGCUCUCUGGAGACCCUGGUAGACUGCGGGAGGAGGGGGGCAGGAAACACUUGCUCUAUGGACCUUUGUCUUUUAUAUUCCAGAGGACGGGUGUGACUGCAUCUGAUAGUCAUACCCUGAUCCUCUCUAUGUAGGGAAUAUUAUUUCCCAUUUUAUUUAUGUGUGGAAAGAAUGGGAUACUUUUGAUUCUUCAGUUUCAUGUGGGGUCCUCUGGAAAAGAUUCAGGUAUUCUGUUGAGUGGUAUUUAAGCUGUGCAGACACUGGUGAUAGUAAUGUACACCAGGGCACCCAGUCUAGGGGCGCGUGUCUUCAUAAUGAAGGAGGUUUUUGUAGGUGGCUAAAUGUUAUCAGUGUUACAGUUGUGUUAAGAUUGUAACAGAUAGCAGUCUCUGUAGGAGAGAAUUCUCUAAUUUUGCUUGUAAAAGCUGUCCGCUUUGCUCCCGCUUUCCUAGCAAACUUUGCUCACUCUUAAUUUAGGACGAAUUUAGUACCUCACUGUUGGUAGACUGUUUUACAAGUUCUGUUGCUCUCUGUUUGCUUGCAGCGCUUGCAUAGCAGCAAAGAUAGAUUCCUAGCUUCUGUUCACCCAUCACACUUUAGGGCUAGCAAGAGGUCACUAGAUAAAACUAUGUGGAAUAUUUCUACCAUUUUGCUGCUUUUUCUGUUUAGGAAAAUAAUAUUUUAAUGCUUUAUAUUAAAGAAAAAAGAAGGUAGAUGUAAGGUUUGGUGGUUCAAUGUUAUACAUUUUGGCUGUCAGGCUAGCUCUUUCCAGUAUGUUCAUUAUUAUAAUGAUUGUUCUCUGUACUGAGCAGUUUCAUUCAUUGUGGAUGGUGAGUUUCUCCCAUGUUUGGGAAUGGCCCUGGUGGGCUCUGUGCAUACCAUGUAUGCAUCUGUAUCACAUGAUUGUAGAGAGAAAUAAAAAUGCAUUUGUGUACAACUGCUGGCUAGGUUUCCUUCUUGUCAGCUAUGUGCAGCUGCAUGGGCCAUUGAAACACUCUUUGCUAAUUUAACACCACCACAGUAAUUGCAAGAGGAGACUUUUCAAACCAAAGGAGUUCGUGUUCCUACCUAUCCUAGGCACUGACGUGGCCCCCAUCAGUGAGAUAGCGGAGCACCUGACUGCCUGUAACACAUUGAUCUGCACAACACCCCUGGGAGGUGGGGCAGUACU
Messenger RNA from Dermochelys coriacea (leatherback sea turtle), 4012 nucleotides. Its product is annotated as transcription factor HES-5-like. Gene Ontology annotation, molecular function: protein dimerization activity; DNA-binding transcription factor activity, RNA polymerase II-specific; RNA polymerase II cis-regulatory region sequence-specific DNA binding. Bases 2378 to 2863 code for a protein of 161 amino acids. The record is from RefSeq and is a predicted model, not a curated record. The transcript is spliced from 3 exons. Gene Ontology annotation, cellular component: nucleus. Gene Ontology annotation, biological process: regulation of transcription by RNA polymerase II; regulation of neurogenesis; anterior/posterior pattern specification. Lineage: Eukaryota; Metazoa; Chordata; Testudines; Dermochelyidae.